Molecule: messenger RNA, 2673 nt
Organism: Aspergillus puulaauensis
Lineage: Eukaryota; Fungi; Ascomycota; Eurotiomycetes; Eurotiales; Aspergillaceae
Exons: 8
Coding region: 1-2673 (890 amino acids)
Cellular component (GO): cell septum; cell periphery
Molecular function (GO): chitin synthase activity
Source: RefSeq, a predicted model, not a curated record
AUGGAUCGAGGCUUCGAUGAAUCCCAUCCUCUGCGCUCCUACGAGCCUCUGGACGAGGAUGCCCAAUAUGUCCACCGUCAAGAAUACCGCCCCCAGGAAUACCAACCCCAAGAAUACGCUCACCCGGAAGACCCUUCCAUGUUUCACAGCAGCAAUGAACCUCCCUACCAUCUCGCCCCGUCGCCGUCUUCGUUUCCCGAUCCCCUUCGCCCGCCCUCAACCUCGUCCUGGCAGUCCGGAUUUAACCCUCAAAACCCCCAGGAAAUGGCCUACCUGAAUCCCGCGCCCACGCCCGGCUCCGAGAGGAGCAGCGUUACUUCCUGGCAGCGUCGCCAGACGGGUGGUCUGCGCCGUUAUCCAACCCGAAGAGUUAAAUUGGUCAAGGGCACUGUCUUGAGCGUUGACCAUCCGGUUCCAAGUGCCGUCCUCAACUCGGUCGAGCCGCAGUACCGAGAGACCGGGGCCUCAAGUCCCGAGGAAUUCACCCAUUUGCGAUAUACUGCGGCAACCUGCGAUCCCGACGACUUCACCCUGCGGAAUGGCUACAACCUCCGUGCCUCCAUGUACAACCGGUACACCGAACUUCUCAUCGCGAUUACAUACUACAACGAAGACCGGAUCCUCACUGCCCGCACCCUCCACGGUGUCAUGCAGAAUGUCCGCGACAUUGUCAACCUGAAAAGAACCCAGUUCUGGAACAAGGGAGGCCCGGCGUGGCAGAAGAUCGUCGUCUGCCUGGUCUUUGACGGAAUCAGCCCCUGCGACAAAGAGACCCUCGACUUGCUGGCAACUAUAGGGAUCUACCAGGAUGGAAUCAUGAAACACGACAUCGACGGGAAAGACACGGAAGCGCAUAUUUUCGAGUACACUACUCAAUUGUCGAUCACGCCGUCAUUGCAACUGGUCCGCCCGCAAAGCGGCGAUCCAUCGAAUCUCCCGCCCGUACAGAUGAUCUUCUGCCUGAAGCAGAAAAACAGCAAAAAGAUCAAUUCCCAUCGCUGGCUGUUCAACGCCUUUGGACGGAUCCUGAACCCAGAAGUAUGUAUUUUGAUCGAUGCCGGAACGAAACCAGGCCAUAAAUCGCUUCUUGCGCUCUGGGAGGGCUUCUAUAACAACAAGAACCUUGGUGGUGCAUGCGGUGAGAUUCACGCUCUGCUCGGUCCGCGCUGGAACAAGCUCGCGAAUCCGCUGGUCGCGGCGCAGAACUUUGAAUACAAAAUCUCGAAUAUCCUCGACAAACCGCUCGAGAGUUCGUUCGGAUAUGUCAGUGUCUUGCCCGGUGCGUUCUCUGCUUACCGCUACCGGGCCAUCAUGGGCCGGCCGUUGGAGCAAUACUUCCACGGUGACCACACGCUGUCGAAGAGACUGGGGAAGAAGGGUAUUGAGGGAAUGAAUAUCUUCAAGAAGAACAUGUUCUUGGCCGAGGAUCGUAUUCUGUGCUUCGAGCUUGUCGCAAAGGCAGGCCAGAAGUGGACAUUGACUUAUGUCAAAGCGUCCAAGGGAGAGACUGACGUUCCAGAGGCACCCCCCGAGUUCCUCAGUCAAAGACGACGAUGGCUCAACGGUUCGUUUGCUGCGAGUCUGUACGCGGUCAUGCACUUUUCGCGCAUCUACAGGAGUGGUCAUAAUUUGAUCCGGUUGUUCUUUUUGCAUGUGCAGUUGAUUUAUAACAUCUGCCAGCUUAUCAUGACAUGGUUUUCUUUGGCAUCGUACUGGCUCACCACCUCGGUUAUCUUGGAUAUUGUCGGGACACCGAGUCCAACGAACCACGAAAAAGGCUGGCCGUUUGGAAACGACGCCACGCCCAUCGUCAACAACGUUGUCAAGAUCCUGUACCUGGUGUUCCUCAUGCACCAAUUCUUCCUCGCCCUCGGAAACAGACCUAAGGGUGCGCAAGUACCGUACAUCCUCUCCUUCGGUUACUUCGCCGUCGUGCAGCUGUACAUCCUCGUCGACUCCUUCUACCUCGUCGCUCAGGCCUUUAGUGGCGGCAACAUCGACCUCGACUUCGACAAUGGCGCCGGCGGCUUCAUCGCCUCCUUCUUCACCUCCACCACCGGUCUUGUCCUCCUCGCCCUCGCUUCCACCUACGGAACCUACUUCAUCGGCAGCCUUCUCUACCUCGACCCCUGGCACCUCGUCACCUCCUCCUGGGCCUACUUCCUCGGCAUGCCGUCCACAAUCAACGUCCUCAACGUCUACGCCUUCUGCAACUGGCACGACGUCUCGUGGGGAACAAAGGGAUCCGACAACGCUGCAUCCUCGCUGCCCUCAGCCCAGACCAAGGGCGCCGACGGCGCAAAGGGCAACUUCGUCGAGGAACUCGACAAGCCGCAGGCCGAUAUCGACACCGAGUUCGAACAGACCGUCCGUCGCGCGCUCGCGGAGUACAAGGAGCCCCCGCCCGAUAAGAAUGUGUCGCUGGAUGACUCGUACAAGACUUUCCGUACGAACUUGAUCUUGCUCUGGACGCUGAGCAAUUCGCUGCUUGUGCUGUUGGUUACGAAUGCCGGUAUCAGGACAUUGUGUUUGACUUCUGAAUCCACAAACCGCACGGCGUGGUACUUCAAGGUCCUGCUGUUGGCCACAUCCGCCUUGUCCAUUUUCCGCUUCACGGGCGCGCUGUGGUUCCUCGGCAAGACCGGGUUGUUGUGUUGUUUCAGACGGCGCUGA